Marmota monax (woodchuck) is the source of this 3698-nucleotide messenger RNA. RefSeq names its product RELT like 1 (gene Rell1). The record is from RefSeq and is a predicted model, not a curated record. Bases 110 to 925 code for a protein of 271 amino acids. Gene Ontology annotation, biological process: positive regulation of p38MAPK cascade. The transcript has 7 exons. Gene Ontology annotation, cellular component: plasma membrane. Lineage: Eukaryota; Metazoa; Chordata; Mammalia; Rodentia; Sciuridae.
CGCGGGGGCAGACCCGGGCCACUUGGUCCGCCCGCGGGUUCCAGAGCCGCGCCGCCAGCCUGAACGCCGUACGCGGCGCCCCGGGGGAGAAGGGCAAAGCGACGCGGCUAUGGCUCCGCGGGGACUCCCGGGGUCCGCCGUCCUCGCCGCUGCCGUCUUCGUGGGAGGCGCCGUGAGUUCGCCGCUAGUGGCCCCGGACAAUGGUGGCAGCCGCACUUUGCACUCGAGAACAGAGACGACCCCAUCGCCUACAAACAAUACUGGGAAUGGACAUCCAGAAUACAUUGCAUAUGUGCUUGUCCCUGUCUUCUUCAUCAUGGGUCUCUUUGGAGUCCUCAUCUGUCAUUUGCUUAAAAAGAAAGGUUAUCGUUGUACUACAGAGGCUGAGCAAGACAUCGAAGAGGAAAAGGUUGAAAAGAUAGAGUUGAAUGACAGUUUAAAUGAAAAUAGUGACACUGUUGGGCGAAUUGUCCACUACAUCAUGAAAAAUGAAGCAAAUGCUGACGUUUUAAAGGCUAUGGUGGCAGAUAACAGCUUGGGUGAUAUUGAAAGUCCAGUGACCCCCAGCACCCCUGGGAGCCCACCUGUGAGUCCUGGGCCCUUGUCACCAGGAGGUACCCCAGGGAAGCAUGUCUGCGGCCACCAUCUACACACAGUGGGUGGAGCUGUGGAGAGAGAUGUGUGUCAGCGGUGUCGGCACAAGCGAUGGCACUUCAUAAAACCCACCAACAAGUCCAGAGAGAGCCGGCCACGGCGCCAAGGUGAAGUCACUGUCCUCUCUGUUGGCAGGUUUAGAGUUACAAAAGUGGAAAAUAAGGCAAACCAGAAGGAGCGGAGAAGUUUGAUGUCUGUUAGUGGGACGGAGAGCGUCAAUGGAGAGGUGCCUGUAACACCUGUGAAGAGAGAGCGAAGUGGCACAGAGUAACAGCAGUGACUUUAUUUGAAGAGUUCUAAGAGACUGAAAAUUUACAAGAUAUGAAGUCGCCUAAGGAAUAUUUUUAUAUAUUUUAUACAAUUUCUAUCAUGAAGCCAGCCGGCAUGUGGAUACAGCCUCAAAGGGAAUAUUGUUACUGUGCUAGAAACAGAAUUCAGUUUCCUUUGAAACAAGUUUUGGUUUAGAAAGUGUCUUGAAAAAAUGUAUUACAUUUUCAGGGAGGGAAAGAGCUCAUUUUUUUAAUCUUGUCAGCGGCCCCCAGCCACCAUCUGUCCCAGUUGUCUAUCCCUGGGCUUGGGGUACACACUGUUUCCCCUUAGGAUCAUUAUGUGACAUACUGUGGAAUUAGUCCUGUAUAGUCUGAGCUCAUGCUCUGUGUAUAUGUGUGUUUCCCUUUCCAUCCCCCCAAAGUUUACCAUCCCCUUUUGAUACUGAUUGCAAGAAAAUCUCCAAUCAUUUCACCUCUAACCUUCCUUGCAUUGUCUCACACAUUAGAUUUCCUAGCCAGACUGUUACAAACAAAGAAACUUGAGUGACAAAAGGUCCUUGGAAAUAAUCUAGUCUAGUACUGAGAAAUUGAUCCUCCAAGAGAUGGGGAGUCCAGUGGGACCAGAUGCUAGACCUUGGCUUCCUAGUCCAAGAAUUCAGCAUUAACUCUGCUACCACCUUGCCACUCCCAGGUCACUGUUUUAGUCAGUUUUGUUUUGGUUAUUUUCUUCACUGCUGUGAUCGAAAGAACUGACAAAAACAAUUUUAGAGAAGUAAAAGUUUACUUGGCACUCAUGGUUUCAGAGGUCUCAGUCCAUAGGCAGCCAGCUCCAUUGCUCUGGCCUGAGAUAAGGCAGAGCAUCAUGGCAGAAAGAGUGUGACAGAGAAAAGCAGCUCAGGACAUGGCACCAGGAAGCAGAGAAAGAGAGAGCUCUUGCUCACCAGGGACAAAAUAUAAACACCAAGGCAUGCCUCCAGUGACCUAACUCUUUCAGCCACACCCUACCUGCCUGCAAACACCAUCCAUUUAAUCCGUUCAAGUGGAUUUAAUGCAGUAAUUAGGUUAAGGCUCAAAACCCCAUCAUUUCACCUAUACACUUCCUUGUAUUGUUUCACACUAGCUUUUGGGGGACACCUCAUUUAAACCAUAGCAGUCACUUAUCUAAUGUUAAGAGGGUUUUUUUUUUAAACUUGAGAUAAGCAAUUCUCAUUUAUUUAAUCCACUUAAUAAUGGGGGAAAAUAGUUUAAAGGCACACACAGACACACUCACAAAUCCUUGUUUCAAACCGGGCAUGGUGGCACAUGCCAGUAAUUCCAGAGACCCAGGGGGUGGAGAGAGGAGGAUCACAAGUUUGAGGCCAGCCUCAGCAACUUAGCAAGACCCUGUCUCAAAAUAAAAAAUAAUGGGGUAAAAAGGGCUGGGGAUAUGUUUCAGUGGUUAAGUACCCCUGGGUUCAAUCCCCAGUACGAAUAAAUAAAUAAAAAUCCUUGUUUUGACCAACUUGCGGCCAAAACAAAACAACCCACUUGUCAUAUAAGCUGGACCUGUGCGAACUUCUGCCUGCCUGUCCUUGUGUUCCUGCUUCCAAUCUCAUAACUAAUGCCCGGUAUUAAGAUUCCUAGUGGCCUGGGAAACACACACACACACACACACACACUCACUCACUCACUCACUCACUCUGUCUCUCUCCUUUCCUCCCUCCCUCCCUCUCCCUCCAACUUUACAUUUUAAGGAGCAACUGAGAACAUAGAGGCCAGGUUAGUAUUUUUGGUAGAUCUGUGGUUAGGUGAGGUACAUGUCUCUCCCACCUUCCUCUCUCCGUCCACAUCAGUGUUGGUGAGCGAGUGCCUUCAGUACUUCUUUUAUUUCAAAGAGAAAAAGCACAUUUCUCAUUUGGAUCCCAAAAAUUGUUUCUGUAAAAAUAUAUUUCCAAGUAUUACUGUAAAUAUACUUACUUGAUUCUGUUUCUGGCAUUAAACUAAAUAUUUUUAACCUUGAAAAUGAUGGUAGAUUUAAUUUCAUGUGAAUUCUUACUAACAACUAAUAAAUGAAAUAUGUGUGUACAUUCAUAUACAUAGGACAGAAGUCAUUAUGCAAAUUCACUGGGUCCAUCAAGUACUAGUCUAGAAAUUUUAGGGGUGUGUGUUAAUGUAAAUAAUAUAUAUGGGGUUUAGGCCAAUAGAUUUACAUAAAAAUAAAGCAUAAUAUUUUUGCUUUAAAAAUAUGCCCUCUGAAUGGUGAGGGAUAAGUGUAAGAUAUUCUUCAGCUUUAAUGAUGUUUUAAUUUUAUUCAAGUUGGAGCACUUUUUUAUAGCAAUACCAUAGGCAAGAGAAUACUCAGAAAUAUUUAAGAUUGUAUUUAUACCAAGGGUACAUUUUAAAUAUUUUCUAAUACUUGAGCAGUUUUUGUCUGACUGGCUUACAGAUAUGCCAAAAGUUAAGCAUUCAAUAUUUUCAACACAUACGCUUUUUUCUGGUUUAUAUUCUCUGAUGAGAAUUCUUAAGUGUUCCCAAAGCAACCGAUGUUUACAGGUCUUGUGUUUUUUCCUCCUUCUCUAGAAGGAUUGGGAUCCACAUUAAACUUACUAUCCAAAACACUAAUGAUGGACAGCUUCUUGGUGUCAUAAAUGAGUUGGCCACCACCUUGAUGUAAACAUUUGUAAAGGAAAUUUUUUCACUGUUUUGAGUGUCAAAUGUAUUUUUAACUGUCUGGUUUGUACUUUUGCAACUUUUGUACUACCAAAGCAGAGUUAAAAAUAAAAACAUUAAACAAUG